UCCAAUCCGCACGUAAUACCAAACUCUUUCCAUUCAACGUGCCUAGCCCGCAAAAUCACAGAUCCCUUCCCUUUCCCGGUAACACAGAUUCUCUCUCUCCCUCUCUCUCUGAGAUCGACUCAACUGUGCAUCCACAUCUGAGUGUCCCCACUUCAUACACAGAGAUUACACAUUCAACAAACAAAUUUAAGAAUACAAAUUUACACACAUAUAUCAUUGUGGAAAUGAAGGAUGAUGAAUCCAUACCAGUUUCUACACCUACAACACAUUCGAAGAAUUCCACAUCUGAUGCCACAUUAUUCGGAAGAGGUCGGUACAAGUUCUGGGCAUUGGCCGGUAUUCUUUUGCUUGCAUUUUGGUCAAUGUUUACUGGUACUGUUACUCUCCGAUGGUCCGCCGGUAACCUCAACGGUCUCUCCGAUUACUUCAAUGUUCCUCUCUCCGAUGAUCUCGACGUCAUCGAAAUGGAAGAGAGGGAGAAGUUGGUGAAGCAUAUGUGGGACGUGUAUACUAAUACUCCUCAGAUCAGAUUGCCUAAGUUUUGGCAGGAGGCAUUCGAGGCAGCCUAUGAGGAGUUAACCAGUGACCUUGCUGAUAUUCGAGAGGCUGCAAUCUCUGAGAUCUCUAAGAUGUCUCUCCGAUUUGUUCAUAUGGAGCUGCCACCUCUGCAUUCAUUGCAAAGACUCAAAGUAAGCAGAUUGCUGGCCAAAUGGAAUCAUAUGUUGGCUUAAACUUACAAACCAAGCGUAUUGAACUCAUCCAUUUGCAUCAGUUUGGCUAAGUGCAGUCCUUAUGGAGAAAAGAGAAAAAGAGAAGAAAAAAGAGGGACUUGAUUAGAUGAAUAAACUAGCUUAAGACAACCUGUGUACACACAUAAGAAGAAUGGUAUAGUCAAUCUUGAAACUCAUUAUAUAAUUCGUAUUUUGGUCUUCAGUUAUCGCCCUUCUGCCACUGAUAUAGUUAUAUCAUUAACGGACUGAGCGUUGCCGCUUUGUGAUUGAAGAUGAGAAUACAACCAUCUUUGAAAUAUAAAUGUAGGUUGCUUUGGUUGAGGCAGAUCCAUGUCGCUACUACUUAGCAUAAGAACAACAGAUGACAUCGAUGGCCUAUCGAUGCCUAUCAGCUGCAUUGUCUUGGAGACAAAGCAGGCCAACUUGUAUGCAUCUCAACACUGUCACAGGAGAAAAUGAGCCGGAAAGUGUUUUAUCCAUUAAAUCUAGUGCCUUGCUUUCAGUCAAAAGCUGCCA
Molecule: messenger RNA, 1247 nt
Organism: Nicotiana attenuata
Lineage: Eukaryota; Viridiplantae; Streptophyta; Magnoliopsida; Solanales; Solanaceae
Exons: 3
Coding region: 225-731 (168 amino acids)
Source: RefSeq, a predicted model, not a curated record